CUGUUUUAGUAAUCCAAGUACAAAAUUUCGCUUCCGAUUCCGCUGGAACUCACACUGUCUCUCUCACUUCUAAUAUGAUGUCAAGCAGCAAUAGAGACAGAGAAGACCCACUCUCCUUCGCCGUCUCCGCCGCCACCAAUAACCCCUCUUCCGCCUCCUCUCCUGCCACACAGUCUGACCCACUAGACAGUUUUCUUAUAGACCCACCUACCCAUAUCAGCAGUGCCCCUGCAAGCUUUCAGAACGAGGGGUUUCUUGGGGAAAACACUGUCAGUAGCAGUGAUGCAGAAUUCGGAUUUACGAGGCCAGACUUUCGCUCGAGUCAGCUAGUCGGGUCGGUGCAGUACUACGAGAGACAUGUGUUCUUGUGUUACAAGAAUCCCUCUGUUUGGCCGCCUCGAAUCGAGGCCGCGGAGUUUGAUCGGUUGCCGAGGCUUCUCUCUGCUGCUGUAUUGGCUCGUAAAGGUGAUAUGAAGAAAGAGACUCGCUUGACAAUAUGUGAGGGACAUGAUGGGACUGAGACUUCAAAUGGUGAUGUAUUGAUCUUUCCAGACAUGAUCAGAUACAGGAGAUUGACACACUUUGAUGUGGACACGUUUGUCGAAGAAGUACUUGUGAAGGAAGGAGAAUGGCUUCCUGGAACUCCUGAAGCGCUUAAGGGAUCAUAUGUUUUUGUAUGUUCUCAUGGGUCCCGGGAUCGUCGCUGUGGUGUUUGUGGACCUCCUCUUGUUAGAAGAUUCAGGGAAGAGAUAGAAUUGAAUGGCCUUCAAGGUAAAGUAUCUGCAAGUCCAUGCUCACACAUCGGGGGGCAUACGUACGCCGGAAAUGUCAUUAUAUUUGGAUCUAGUAUCAAUGGAGAAGUAACUGGCCACUGGUAUGGAUAUGUUACCCCAGACGAUGUGCCUAUGUUGCUUGAGCAGCACAUAGGGAAAGGAGAAAUUGUAGACUGGUUAUGGAGGGGUGAGAUGGGUCUAUCAGAAGAACAGCAGAUCAAAUGCCAAGAAACAAUGCUCCAAUUAAACAGCAAAACUCGUGCAGAGAAAAGCGUCGGAGACUUGGAGCAAAACCAGACGGAUGAGUUGAAUCCGGCUGUCUGCAGGAUGCAAGACGAGGUUGAUGGCUGUUGCCAGGAAAAUGGUAACUCUUGUUGUCAGAAUAAUGUUAAAGGGAAGACAAAUGAUGAAGAUGUCGGUGAUAGGGCCGUAAAAGUCAUCAAAACUGAAAAGAGGAAACUGGUUUCCGGGAUUAAUGGCCGCAAAGGGGCAUCUGUGCACAAAGUCUGUCGGAUGCCAACAUGGAUAGAGAGCUGGGAGCGUGAAGAUACAUAUGCGGCUCUUGCUGUUGCUUGUGCAGCCGUCUCAGUGGCCGUUGCCUAUAGCUGCUAUAAGAAGUUGCCGUAGACGAUAGUACCUGAUAUCUGUUGUAUUAGUAUCAUAGGUUACAGAACCCCAGCCUUCUGUCUCCAUUGAUUUGAACAAUAUGAUGAACUAUUGUAUGCAUCUUUUAUAUCACAUCUUAAUGUAUUUUGAAGGUGAAAGGGCUUGAUAGGCUGGACUCUUUAUGAUUGAUUCUAAACCCAAAGCUUGUUGUCAAUGGCAUCUGGUGUUCUUUUGAGCCCUAAAUUUUUGGUAUCA
This is a messenger RNA of Tripterygium wilfordii, 1634 nucleotides long. RefSeq lists its product as uncharacterized. The record is from RefSeq and is a predicted model, not a curated record. Lineage: Eukaryota; Viridiplantae; Streptophyta; Magnoliopsida; Celastrales; Celastraceae. The coding region runs from base 75 to 1400 and encodes 441 amino acids. The transcript has 5 exons.